CGGAGUUUAAAUUAUUUUUUUCUUAUCAGUUUUUUCCUUUGAAUAGGCUGAUCAUUUUAUCAGGAAAGAAGGCUAUUGUAUGUGGUAUGGACAGUGUGGAAUAAAUCCUUUGACGAACAAAUGUAUGAACUGUCUAUACAACGGACCAGCGAAGCCAGUCGACGAUCCAGGAUCUCGUGAAAUCCUAGCGCUAUUAUGCCCAGAACUUUUACUGUCCAACAGCAAAGUGUGCUGUGAUCACGAUCAACUUGUCAGCCUACAAUCUGGUAUACAAAGCGCCCAGCAAAUGAUGUCCCGUUGUCCUGGUUGUUGGAAAAAUUUUCGCGAGUUGUACUGUCAUAUGGCAUGCAGUCCUAACAAUUCAAUGUUUAUAGAUCCCACAAAACUGAGUGCUGAUAAUAAAUCUAUAAUAGCUAUAGACUAUUAUGUCGAUGAAGCGUUUAGAGCUGGAUUGUACAACUCCUGUAAAAAUGUUGUAUUUCCAAGUUCUCAUCAGAAAAUCAUGAAUUUCAUGUGUGGCACUUCGGUUGAAAAAUGUACCCCUUUGAAAUUCCUAGAUUUCAUGGGAAACCCUGAACUUAAUGGCGUAUCUCCGUUCUUGGUCAACUACCCAGUGAUAGCGAAGCCUUGCAUUAAGCCAAUGAAUGCGACCAUAACAUUAUGUAAUGAAUCAGUUCAUGAUCCCUUCACCAAUUCAACAAGAACGGCAUGUGAUUGUCAGGACUGCGUGGAGUCGUGUAAGCAUCCAUUCCCGAUCAAGUAUUUGGCGGCAAAGGUUAUUUUUUCACUCCAGCCUGGUAGUGAGUUAAAUCAACGAACAUGUUAUAAAAAUUUCUUUUCGAAGGAUUGUGUACUUACCGGCACUAUAUUGCGACUGGGUAUACUGCAAAAGGUAUAUGAAUGUUAUGACUGCCGCGAGGAGGCUAUGUAUUUGUACUUUAAUGUAUUUGUACAACCUUUGUACUGUAUGUGUGUCUGUCUGUUAGCGUAUUAAGGUAAUUCCGCAGUAAUUGUUCCCGAAAUGAGAAUGUGCUGAAACUUCCCAGGCAUGGAGUUUAUGAUAUACUUAAAGUAAAAUCACACAAAAACGUCGUGGUCACCGAACUCGUUAAGAAGAUAUGACGAUCACAAUAUACCACCUUUACCCCAAUAUGGCGCCAUCUUGACGCUCAUUACGAGUAACAGCAAAAUCACAACAGCCCGAUAUUUAUUGACGUUUUUAGCGCGCGGAUUUUGCUUUAGUAAACCUAUCUUGUAAUUAGUUUUGAAAAAAUAUUGUGUUUUUGAGCAAAAUGAAACUACUAACGUGUAUAAUUCUGAACCACAAGUGUCUUUUCCACAUUUCUUUACAUAUCUUUCUUUGAGAACAUACAUUGAUAAAGGAUUUUUUUUCAAGAUCCAGAAAUGAUUUUUCUUUUAAUUUCGGAGAUGAAAUGUAAAAUGCAUUAAAGAAAUAAAUUGUCAGUUAAAAAAUGGGGGUCACCGAUCUUUUUAGGGAAUUGUGGCAUUAAAACGUGAAAUACAAGUAAAUAAAUAUACUACAGACACAGGGAACCCUAGCUACACUUUUGUAUGCCUUUUUUGAAAACAUUGAUUUUAACGCAAUUCUUUGCACGAAUGUAACCAAACAUGUUUUGAAGUAACAUAAAAUUGUCAUAAAAUGAUUUUUUUUGUUAAGCGGUACGUAUAAUGGAUGAAAUUAUAAGUUAAUAUAAGAUGUGCGCACCAAAAGUGCGCAAUGCAAAACUGCGGAAUUACCUUAAUACGAAUAUUUCUGCAGCGACUAAUGGGUAUUGCCCAUUUGCCCAAGGACAAAUUGAUUUAAUUUUGGUAAAACUUGGAUAAAAAGUUGAAUGAAAAUUUGGAUGAGAAAUUAGGAAAAGUUUGUAUUGCUUUGUAGAAUAAACUGAAUGUGUAUAAUAAGCGCAUUGUAUAAUUUAUGCGUCAAUUUUUAGUGUAGGGAGGAAUGCCAUUUCCGAGUCUCAGUUUUCAAAUUUGCAAAUAGUGUUCGGCGGCUGAAAUAAAAACUGUUCCGCCGCCACUGAUAGUGUGCGUGAAUUCUAAUAUCGCACGAAUUUAAAUACACUUAUUAUGAAGUGGUGUUUUAACUUCCUACUUGGUUAAUGCCUUCUAUUUUAGGUUUUAAAAGUCCAAGCUCAUUUGAUGAAUAUGUCCUUGAAGUCAAAUACUAGUUCAGAGAAUAUAACUCUUGCAGAUUUUUGUAUAAAAUCUUCAUCGAACAAUAACUGUAUGGUAAUGAGUGUGCUUCAAUAUUGGCAAAAUGAUGAGAAGAAAUUGAAUGAAUGUAUCUCAGUGUUGACUCGUGAACCAUGCUCCUCACCAUAUGAUUUCAAAACUGCUUCUUGGGGUGACCAUCUUGAAAAAUGCACAGAGUAAGUACAUACGGUUAAAUGCGGCUUAACCCAUGCAAUCUUGUACCCAGAACAUACCUGUUGCCACCACCAGGCCCGCUGAGAAGGGGGUUUGUCCCGCGCUACGUGCAGCCUCUCGGCGGCUCUGGCGAGCAUCUCACCUGCGAACGGCCAUAAUCUGGAUACGUUAGUGUUACAUAUAUACCCCCUUUUCCUUUAUAAUUCCCAAAUAAAAACCCCUUUGAGAGGCAGCGCCUUGGAGCAAAUGAUGAGACUUUCUCCAUUUUCUUGCUUUCUGUAAGUUUCCCCUCCCGAAUGUCUCUCCCUAUAUCAUGUUUAUAACAUUGUAUGAGGAGUGGGGGGGGGGGGCAAUGACCUUGGUGUCCCAAUAAUUUUUAAUUUCCACGUGAUUGUAUAUCGACGCGUUCGUAGCUGGUCAUCGAGCCGCAAGAUCCCGACUGUCACUGCUUGUCUCUGCUCCAGGCCGACCCCAUUUGUUCUUCACGUGACAAUAGUGACCUCCCUCAUUUUCUUUUUUCGCUGGUCAGUUUCCUUUUAAAUUUGCACAUGCGGCAAAAAAUAACACAAGUACUUCUGUUUAGUUUCCAGACCGUGUCGACACACUACGCCGGAAUAUUUAUUAGUAUAUAGUUUAGUUUAGUUUAAUGAAUUUGCCAUAUAUUACAUAUAUAAUAUCAUUAAUUAUAAGUAUAUGACAGGAGUUUGAACAGGACUUGCGUCCCAAUUGCAACAGAACCCCUUUACAUAAAACUCCAAAAAUAUCGGAGAAACAACAAUAAAUUAUAAAGUCUAAAUAAAUAAAUAAAUAAAUGAGUAGGUAAUACUAUACUAAGGAGGACAAUAGUCCAAACACUUAGAUGAAUAAAAGUUAUAAAUGGCAGUCUUGAAUGUUCGAAUGGAUUCGCACUGUUUCACCUGAGAUGGCAAAGUGUUCCAGAGUUCGGCUGUUCUUAUGAAGUAAGAUUUCCUGUAAUAAUCUUGCUUAUGCUUUAUAAUUAGAUUAUAGUUAUUUAUGUCAUAAUUACGUGUUCGAUACCCGGGCUCGAACACUGUCAAAAAUUUAUUAAUGUCGGUGGUUACCAAGCCAUUUCUCGAUUAUAUAAUCAUAUAUAUCAUCACCAUACAUAGCUACUACAGUUAUAUAUACUCGGAGGUUUAUUGAUUUCUUUUUACUCUUCUAUAGCGAUCCAUACCUAACUGAUGAUAGUACAGCGCUACAUCUCUCUUGUAUAAGUUUAUACGGUGAUCCAGUUUACCCGCGUCAAGUAUUGGGCGGGUACGAAAGGAAAAAAUACAGAGACGCAAGUCUACUCUUCGUUACUUUUGCCAUCAAGAAGCACCCAAAUGAAACGGAAAUUGAAAAAGCGAAAGCUUGGCAGGAAAAGUUUGUUGAAUAUGUAAAAAACUACGAUGAUAAAGACUUACAAUUGGCUUAUGUCCCCAUCGACCUGCCUGUUCGCAGGCUGGAUAAGAGUAUUGAGUACUGAGGAAUUCGUAAUUGAUUGAAUUUGAUUGGUUGAAUGAUGUAUUGAUUGGUUAUUGAUUGUUAAAUAAUGCAUUGAUUGAUUGAGUAAAUGGUGCAUUGAUUGAUCGAUUAAAUGAUGUAUUUAUUGAUUAUUGAUUGAGGAAAAUGUGGGAGCCGCCGUCAGGGAAUACAAUAGCACAUUUUUCAAAGAUCAAGAGUUGUUAAUCAUUAGUUGCACGAUUUGCUCGUGUGAUUUUGUAUUUGUUAUAUAGUCCAAACACUAACUCAAUAUAUAAUAUAUUGAUACAUGACAAAAUUAUAGCUAUCCCCCGGCCGGUGUUGAAGUGAAAGUUUCUUGAAACAAUUGCUCAAGUUCAAAAUAUUGAAAGUUCAGUACUUUAGGAGAGUGCUUUUUGUGUAUCUUCAUUUUCUUCUUUUGUUUUGAGUAAGUGAAUUGUAUACUCGUUUGUAUUUUAAUUAGUACAAAGCGAGCCGUCAUUUUGUUUUUCAAUUAAAUCAUUAAUCAAAGC
This is a messenger RNA of Paramuricea clavata, 4388 nucleotides long. The record is from the annotation of a GenBank genome assembly. Lineage: Eukaryota; Metazoa; Cnidaria; Anthozoa; Malacalcyonacea; Plexauridae.